AUGGAGAAAGUUUUCUUUGUAUUCGUAGUAGUAGUUGCGGCGGCGGCGGCGCACCGCCACCACCCCAAGUUCCCCAAGUCCUCGGAGGAAGUUGACGCCGCGCUGUACAAGAAAGUGGCGUGUACAAGUGAAAAUGACCUGUUGAGGAAUGAGAUUAUUGAGAAGUCAAAAUGCGGACAACCUAAGGAGGUCUUCGUCCAUAUACACCCGAGGGCCACCCAUGAACAGGUGAGCCCGGGCGCGAUUUGGGUGAAGAGGUGCGUCGGGCUCUGCGACUACGAGGCGUCCGGUUCGAAAUGUGUCGCCACCAAGACGAGGAUACAGCACGUACCGGUGAGGAUAUACAAUGUGAAGACUAACAAAGAGACCUGCUCCACUUACCCGGUGGAGGUCCACGAGAGCUGCGGCUGCUGCGCGCUGUCUCCCGAGGAGUGCGCGCCGCCGCGGGUGUACAAUCCCCGUAAGUGCACCUGCCAAUGUCCCGACUUGGAGGCGAAGAGGAGUUGCCACAGGAAGCGGAACCAGAAUAUGAGGUGGAAUCGAUAUAAGUGCAUUUGUGAGGAGAAGAGAAAGACAUCCAGAAGAGCUUUCCCUCCGGGACUC
Molecule: messenger RNA, 603 nt
Organism: Iphiclides podalirius (scarce swallowtail)
Lineage: Eukaryota; Metazoa; Arthropoda; Insecta; Lepidoptera; Papilionidae
Source: the annotation of a GenBank genome assembly